This is a messenger RNA of Sceloporus undulatus (fence lizard), 5512 nucleotides long. It is a transcript of the gene EVPL, whose product is annotated as envoplakin. Gene Ontology annotation, cellular component: cytoskeleton; cytoplasm; intermediate filament. Gene Ontology annotation, biological process: wound healing; intermediate filament cytoskeleton organization. NCBI's taxonomy places the organism in Eukaryota, Metazoa, Chordata, Lepidosauria, Squamata, Phrynosomatidae. Gene Ontology annotation, molecular function: cadherin binding; structural molecule activity. The record is from RefSeq and is a predicted model, not a curated record.
GCAGCCAAAAACUAGCCACCCCUUUCCUCAAAAGCCUUCCAGACAGCAAGAGAGGGGAGCUUCAGUCGCCUCCGAGAUGUUCAAAGGGGUGGGCAAAGGCUCGCCGAGCAGAAGCUCCCCAAACAGAGGAUCCCCAGUCAAGCAAGCCAAGUCCUUGGGUAGCAAUGACUUGGCUGUACUCAUCUCUCGCAUGCAAAAAAAUGCUGACCAAGUGGAAAAGGACAUUCUUGAAACACAGAACAAACUUAAGCAGGAUGCCAGUAACCACCGGCAAAAUAAACCUUUUGAGUUCCAGCAGGAGAAUGCCAAAAACCUGAAAGAGGCUGAGACCCUCCUGAAAGAUCUUUUCCUAGAUGUGGACAAAGUCAAGCGUCUGAAGCACCCUCAGGCCUUGGAAAUUGAAAAAGACAUUAAGCAACUUCAUGGGCGAGUGACACACCAAUGUGCUGAAUAUCGAGAUCUGUAUGAAAAGUUUACACUUCCUGAAGCUGGAUCCAAAGUAGACUGGGCAAAAAUUCUGGAACAAAAACAGAAACAAGUCAAUGCAGGGAAAUAUGGACCUACUUUGCCAGAGUUGGAGAAACAGAUAGCAGAGCACAACAUUCUCCAGAAGGAGAUAGAAGCAUAUGGCCUUCAAAUCAAGAACAUCCGUGGUCCGGAAGCAGCUGAUUUAAAGAGUCAAUACAAGGAGUUGCUGAAAGCCUCUAUCUGGCGAGGCCAGAGCUUAGGCAGCCUCUAUACACACCUACAAGGCUGCACCAAGGAGCUGGGUUACCUUACUGAGCAGCAAAAUAAGAUCUUGAAGCAGGACUGGAGUGACCAGAUGAUUGAUCCUCAGUUGGUGCGGCGUGAGUAUGACGAUUUCAAGAAUAAUGAGCUCCUUAACCAGGAAGAAUAUGUGAAUACACUCCAGGAUGAUGGGGAAAGAAUGAUUGAAUUGAAGCACCCAGCUGUGAGCCCAAUCCAGGCUCAUCAGGAAGCCCUGAAGAGCGAAUGGCAGAACUUUCUCAACUUGUGCAUCUGCCAAGAGAACCAUCUGAAAAAUAUAGAGAACUAUAGAAAGUUCUAUGAUGAUGCUGAUGCUGUGAGCCAGUCACUAAACAAGCUGAACAGUGACCUUGAUACAAAAUAUAGACAGUUCAAUAAAGACAGUCCAGGUUUGAUGUCUGACUUAAUCCUACAGCUGGAGAAUGAUGAGAAGGCUGUGAAACAUGCAGAGAAGAGCAUUGCUGAACUGAAAAGGAGGAGUAAGGAGAUCAGUCCCUUGAAACUGCGUAGAGUCCGCCCCUCCCAGCCAGUUAUGCUGGAUACCAUUUGUGACUGGGAUUUGGGUGAUGUGCAGCUUGAGAGGGGUGAAAAAUAUACUUUGAAUGAGAACAGCAGCCAGGAAAACUGGGUGGUACAGAAUACCCACAGAGAGAGUAAGGUAGCACCUGCUGUUUGUUUCUCCAUCCCGCCUCCAGACCUAGAAGCCAUAGACAGAGUGAAUAGGUUGGAAGGUGAGCUGAACAUGGUAAAACAGAAGAGAGCUACAGCCCAGAACACAUUAAGGAGCAACCAGAAGGGACCUGUUAGAGCAAGUAAUCAGGCUCCCAUCAGAACCUCCACUGUGGUCCAGGAUGACUCCCAAGCUGACCAGUUGCUUCAUAAGCUGGAGAAAAUUGAUGGCGGCCUGGGCCAGGUCAAGAAGGAGACUUAUAGCCGCCUGAGGACUCCACUGAACCACAGUGACCCUAUAGAGGACCUUACUAAACGGAUCAGAGACCAGGAAGCAACGACAAGAAGACUUCAAGGCAUCGGAGCAGAGAAAGAGACUGCUCAGAAGGAGUGUGAGGCCUAUCUUUCAAAGAAGACUGCCAGCACCACCGCCUCUCAGCUCCCUGUGAUGCUCAACAACAUCAAGAACAAAUACAGUGAUGUUAAGGUGCUCUCGGGACUCUAUGAGGAAAAAGCCAAAGCAGGCCUGAACCUGGAGAAUCAGAUAGAGAACACGGACAAAAUCAUCAGCAACUUUGAAGCCAAAUUAUCUCAUGAUGGCACCAUCCCAGCCUCACCCAAUGCACUGAAGGAUCGUGCCAAUGAACUUCAGAAACUGAAGCGAGAUUUAAUAAAGCAGGAGGACUGUUUGCUAAAGCUAAACCGAAGUCUCAAGGAUGCAGAACAUUGCUGCAGUGCGGUGCAGAACAAUUUCCAGGAGUACUGCCCAGAUCUGCCCAGGCAGAAAAAGGAGGUCCAGCUGCUUAAUGACCGAUAUCAUGCUGUUGCUGACCAACUGGAUCACAGAGAAGAAGACACUCCGAACACCAGCCUCACCUACCACAGUUCCAAAUGCAAAUGAGAAUCUGAUGUUCUGGCUCAACAAUCUCCUAAGUACCAAGUUAAGACCACAGAUGGCCCCAGUCAGAUCAACUACAAGCUCCAGGCGCAGAAGAGACUGGCAGACGAAGUCCAGAGUAAAGAGUCUGACAAGAAUUCUGUUGUCAACUUGUCCAAGAAUGUGCAGUCUGUCCUCAAUGAUUAUGAACUUCAGGCAGGAAAAUAUCGGUCUUCUCUGGAUCCCUCUUUGACUGCUUCCUCUGCCAAACGCCUUCGUGUGACCCCACUUCAAGACAGCAUCCAGGCUGAGGAAAACAAUGUGACAAAGCUCUAUACAGAGACAGCUGCUGAAAACAAAGAGCAGCUCAGCCGGCUGGAAUUUGCAAAGAAAGUUUUGGAUAAGGUAUUUGUCGGAGAGGCAGUACAGGUGACAUAUGAGCAGACUCAACAGUCUCAGAAAAUGGGCAGAUUGGAGAGAGAACCGGAAGCCCUGAAAUCUCAGCUGGAAGAGGAACGGAGCAAGAAGGCCAGGGUUCAGGAGGAACUGGAAGAACAGAGACACAACCUGAUGCUAAAGACUCAGCGGCCGAUUGAAAGUAGGGAGAAAGAAGUGAUUGAGUACUACAGAGAUCCAACUCUUGAGAGUGAUCUCUCUAAAAUAUCUCGUCAAAGAGAAUGAAAAGAAUAAAAGAAAGACCUACUGGCAGAUAUGAGAUAAUGACAGCAAGACCUCCAAAUGGAGAAAACAGGAAGCCUUGAAAUGUCAGCUCUUAAAGAAGUUACUAAAAUAGAGAAAGAUCCAAACCUAGAGCCCAAGCAGCCAGACUCCAAGAAGAACAGGCACCUCCAAGAGAAUUCAAAUUCCAUCUCCGAACUGAACGCUCAGAAAGAGCUUCACUUGCUAGAGCAGAGGACCAACAAUCCGAAGAAAUUGGUGGUAAAGGUGGUCAAGCUGGAGAAGGACCCAGAGAUGCUCAAAGCCAUCAGGACACUGCAGAUGCAAAUUGAGAAGACAUUUUCAAAGGAAAUCAGUUGUGGAUACAAUAGGGAAGUGAAAAGCAGAAUUGAAGAUCUUGAAAAGCUAAUUGAAACAGCGGAGCCGAAGGUCAUUGUGAAAGAGGUCAAACAGGUGGAGCAAGACCCAGAGCUUUUAAAGGAGUCUUCCAAGCUUCAAACUCUUAUUAAUGAGGAGAGGAACAAAAAUGAAUUGUUAGCAAGUGAGCUGACAAAACUGCAGAGCACAUACAGUGCUCUAGAGAAGCAAAAGCCUAAAGUGGAAGUUAAGGAAAGAGUCAAUGAGAUAUUUUGUGUUGACCCAGAAACUGAAGAGGAGAUUGCACGUUUGAAGAGAGAACUCCAAGAAGCUACAAGAAAAAGGACAAUGAUUGGCCAGGAAGUGGAAACAGCCUUAAAUGAGUUGAAAGUUCUUAAGUCACAGCCACCUACAGUGGAGUUUCAAGAGAUCAUCCAAGAGGUGGUGAAGAUGGAGAAAAGCCCAGAGAUACUAAGAGAAAUAGACAGGUUGAAGCAACAGCUGAAUGACCUUGUGAAUAUGAAUGGCAGGUCCCAAGAACAGCUGAUUAGGCUUCAGGGAGAAAGGGAUGAGUGGAAGAGAGAAAGAUCCAAAGUCGAAACCAAGCUGGUUACCAAGGAGGUUGUCCGAUAUGAGAAAGACCCUCUAUUAGAAAGAGAAGCUGAACGGCUCCGCCAAGAAGUACGUAAUGCAUCGCAGAAGAGGAGAGCAACUGAAGAUGCCAUCUAUGACCUCCAGAAUAAGUAUAUGCUUCUAGAGAGGAGGAAGCCUGAGGAAAAAGUGGUGGUCCAGGAGGUCAUUCUUACACAGAGAGACCCAAAGCUCAGAGAUGAGCAUAACAGGCUCAGCAAGAGCUUGGAUGAUGAGGUCAGCAGCCGCCGACGCCUGGAACGUGAGGUUCAACAGCUUCGGGCAGCUGUGGAAGAGAAAGAGAAACUGCUUAAUUUCCAAGAUGACAGAAACAAAAGGCUUGCUUUGGAAAAAGAGAUAAGGCAAAUCACCUUAAGGAUAAAGGAAAUUGAGGAAAGCCCCACCCCAGUUCAAGAAAAUAUCACGGAAGAAGUGGUCAAGCUUGAGAAAGAUCCAGUUCUUGAGCAGUCCAGUAAAUUACGAAUUGAUCUGGAUAAUGAGAAGGCUCAAGUAUUGAGCUUGCAGAGGGAGUGCAAGAACCUCCAAGCCCAAAUUGAUGCUUUGCAAAAAACAAAGUCCCAGGAAAAAACUAUCUACAAAGAAGUCAUUAGAGUGGAAAAGGACAGAGUGCUAGAAAAUGAGCGAGCACGUCUCUGGGAUCUGCUAAGCAGGGAACGAACUGCCCGGCAAAAUGCAGAAGAGGAUAUUAGGCGUCUCAAGGAAAAAAUUGAGAGAGCAGAAGGAAUGAAGAAGACAUGGUCCAGAGAAGAAGCUGAACUUCAGGAAGCUCUGAAUGUGACAAUGCUAGAAAAAGCUAAUUUGGAGGAUGAAUUAAGUGAAUUGGAAAGGCAGCAGCAACAGAAGAUCCUCUUUCUUAGAGAACAGACCAAGCUCCUGAACCAAAGGACAGAGAAUGAUCGACAAAAGAAGAUGCAACUUGUUCAAGAACUUUCUCGCCUUGAAUCGGACAUACUUACAGAGAAGGAUCAGAUUUAUGAAAAGGAGAGGAAUAUCCGGGAACUCCAAUCCAGAGUAAAUAAAGAAGAACUGAACAAUGAAACCCAGAUGAGAGAAACAAAUCUUUCCACCAAGAUCUCUAUUCUGGACCCAGAGACAGGCAAGGAUGUAUCACCCUAUGAGGCCUACAAAAGAGGCAUGAUAGACAGGGAUCAGUAUAUCCAGCUGCAAGAAUUAGAAUGUGACUGGGAGGAAAUCACAACCCUGGGACCUAAGGGAGAUAUUUCUGUUCUCCUUGACAAGAAGAGUGGAAAACAGUACUCCAUUGAUGAUGCUCUGCGGUUCAGAAGGAUUACAAAAGAAGAAUACCAGCUCUAUAAGGAAGGCAGAAUUCCCAUUUCUGAGUUUGCUCUGCUGGUAGCAGGAGAAACCAAGCAGAAUGCAUCCCUCUCUCUUGGCUCAAUCAUCUCCAAGUCUCCAGUUACAUCACCUGCUUUCCAACAAAAGCAGAGCUUCUUCCCUCCUGGCCCACCAAUGACUUUCUGUGAUGAUACUUUCCCCAUUGCUGGAGUGUAG